This is a messenger RNA of Sclerotinia sclerotiorum 1980 UF-70, 1338 nucleotides long. RefSeq lists its product as hypothetical. Bases 1 to 1338 code for a protein of 445 amino acids. NCBI's taxonomy places the organism in Eukaryota, Fungi, Ascomycota, Leotiomycetes, Helotiales, Sclerotiniaceae. The transcript has a single exon. The record is from RefSeq and is a predicted model, not a curated record.
AUGUCAUGGCUCGCCCUGAAUCACCAAGUCCUAGCAAACCAGCAAUUCGGAGCUCUUCCCCUGAGAUCCUCGGUGGACCUCACCACUUGCGUUACACAUGACAUCGAAGCAUCUAUAAAACAAGGAUUAAGGACUACUCUGCUUACAAUGGAUGUAAAAGGGGCGUUCAAUGCAGUGCUACCAGGGAGACUAGUGAACCGUCUCCGGGAACAAGGCUGGCCAAACAAUCUGGUUAAAUGGAUACAAUCCUUUGCUACCAAUCGUUCUAUCAAGAUCCGAUUAGACGGCGAGAUUGGCCCGGAAACAAAGCUAGAAUGCGGUCUUCCUCAAGGCUCAUCGAUCUCCCCGAUCCUGUUCAUGCUCUACAUCGCGCCCCUCUUCUGGAUGGGCAAACCACAGAGCAGAUUCGGAUAUGCAGACGAUAUCGCGAUACUAGCGACAUCAGACUCACUUCAAACAAACUGCGACUCUCUACAAAUGGAUAUGCAAGAAACCCUUGAGUGGGGAAAAACCGAAGGCAUUACCUUUGACCCCAAGAAAUCUGAGCUCAUACACUUCUACAAAGGACACCGAACACUAACUGAUACCCCUGCAAUACAUACUGAAUCUACAAAUAUAAAGGUCAAACCUGGCCCGCUCAGAUGGCUCGGAGUCCACUUCGACAGGAAACUAUGCUUCAAACCACAUGUCCAGAUCCUCGCAGCCAAAGCCCUCAAGGGAGCUAAUGCACUGAGAUCCCUCAGCAAUACACACCGAGGGAUACCCCCAUAUCUCACUAGGAGAGUGGCUGAAGCCUGCAUACUCAAACAGUGCUAUUUCGCCUCGGAAACUUGGUGGCCGGGCCGAACCAGACCAAAGAAGAAUGCUCUAAACAAACCGAUCUCGACCUCGAGUAUAGUGGAUAGCCAUAUAAACCUGCUCAAUAAAGUGGUAAUUACCUGCACAAGAGCAAUCCUCCCAGUAUACAAAACCACAAACACAGCAGUACUCUACGAAGAAGCCAAACCCAGACCAUCAGAGAUCGAGCUAAACCAGAUCUCACAAUCAUACGCAGCACGAACCACCAGAUUAGACCCCUACCACCCUCUCAGGGUCAGAGCAGAGAACAUAACCAAAGCCAAAGAACAGAACCGCAUCCCAGACACAAGAUUUGCAAGGCACAUCACAGCAUUACCAAAGACUGAACAUAUAAACCCUUUAGCCUCCCCACCCUGGGAAAUCAGAGAGUCGAGGGCAGAGGCUGAGGCUCGUAUCAAUGGCCCAAUGGGCAGAACGAAAGCACAAGCAGCCGAGGACUUCAAAGCCUUCCAUGCCAAGAUACCAAGUAGCGAUAUAUAG